This is a messenger RNA of Nematostella vectensis (starlet sea anemone), 2410 nucleotides long. RefSeq names its product homeobox protein EMX1. Gene Ontology annotation, molecular function: DNA-binding transcription factor activity, RNA polymerase II-specific; DNA binding. Lineage: Eukaryota; Metazoa; Cnidaria; Anthozoa; Actiniaria; Edwardsiidae. Gene Ontology annotation, biological process: regulation of DNA-templated transcription; brain development; neuron differentiation. The transcript is spliced from 2 exons. The record is from RefSeq and is a predicted model, not a curated record. The coding region runs from base 697 to 1380 and encodes 227 amino acids.
GUGCAGCGAGUUCUACGUUGAACAUGCCAGACUUGGUUGUCCUGCGUAGUGGCUGUUAACGCAUAGACACCCAAUAUCGCGUUGCCGGUGGUCUGGCUUUGUCGUGCGUACUCCGUUUAUCGGUAUUUAGCUCCUUUUACUCUAGUUCCUAUGUCAAGAACCCGGGACAGAAACCUUUAUAAUAAACUCCUAGGCAGAGCGGUAAGGCCGGGGACUUUAAUAACAACACUGUUUGUGUAACCUCGAGUACAGCCUAACAUUCAUGUCAUCGAGCCACAAACAAAUCUUCUCUUAUCUUAUCUUCAUCCUAAAUUGCCAGCGGUCGCUCAGAUGCUUCUGGUAGUGCUAGACGAAAUGCGAUCAUAUAAUUAACUUUACAUGCAAGCCAGAAGACCAUCUUGGAUAGGGGAUCUGAUAUCUCGCUCAUCAGAGGUUCUUGAUGACAUUACAACUCGACGUCCACGGACGUUAUCAACCAAUAGGCUUUGCCGACAAGCCUUGUACGCCUACGAACCGGCAACACUUCCCAGAGCAACUGUCACAGGCUAAUUACUUACAGCGGCACUGAAUCGGAAUCUAUCUAGCGAUCUCACCCCGAAGAACAGCUUUGCACUUCUUAUAAGCUUAGACCUUUGGAAAUCGCUCGGGCGCAACGUGUAACAUUGUCGCAUCUGCGCGCCUUAGAUCUCGCACAUAAUGUUACAAGGCGGACCGGGACUAAGUAUUCCCGCGUUAGUAUCGCACUGCUAUGAGGACCAAAGCUGCAUGAAUAAUGCACCGCCACGUUCACAGUAUUGUCCUCCACCAUCUCAAAACAGCUUCCACUCCGGUCGCACUCUGCAAGACAUGAUGUAUCCUACCGAUAUGCCGAGUUUUCCGGGUUUUAUGACGGACCCACGAGGCAGCCAGCCUCUUCAGUCCUCAUGGAACCCACCGCCGUGGCCUCGUCAGAAUGUGCCGUUUCUCGCCCAUCCUCACCCAGGUGACCCCUAUCAGUACGGGUACAGCGAAAUGAACGAUUUCUCGGACGACUCUGGAUCCUAUGUGCAAAAACGCAAACGAGCUCGGACAGCUUUCUCUGCAGAACAACUAAAAAAGCUUGAAAAACGCUUCCAAGCAAAUCACUAUAUCGUCGGAGAAGAGAGACAAAAGAUCGCCAAAGAUCUCGAUCUCUCGGAAGCGCAAGUAAAAGUCUGGUUUCAAAAUCGAAGGACUAAAUUCAAAAGGGACCAAGAACUAGAACGACUAGGGCGGAAAAAGAAGAGAAAGGGGGAACACCAUAUUCGCAAGUGGCAAAUAACAACGCGACAUUUUGGACCCGAAACUAAUGAACUCUUCCCAGAUGAGGACGCAGAUGACUCACUGGAGAAAUCUUUAUAAUGAGUAUCGCCGUCCCAUCUUAAGACAUGUGCAUAAAUAUGUAUAAUAUAGAUAAGAGUUCUACUUAAAUAGCUAUAAUGAAAACAUCAGACCGGGAAAUUACAAGCAGAAGUUUCCGAUCAGGUAACGAAGCGCGCGCGACUAACAGAAAAAAAAAAUGAAUUAUACCUUUAAGAUAAAAUGGAAAACAUAUUUAAUUGAGAUAAGCAGUGGUUAGUGUGCCAGAGUAAGUUAUAACUUGGUCUUUGUAGGCGAGACGAUUGUUAUUUUUUCCGGUAUAAAAAGAGUUUUAUACAGUAGAUUGCAAAGCAUAUUCAGAACGAGGUUCCUCCCUUUUCAAUAUUGGUUACGAUAUAAGCAGUUCCGAGUUCUCUAACGAACCGAACUUUUCGAAAUGCUUUUAGUAUUGGACUCUCUACGGCCUGGUAUCUGGGUGCGUAGGAAUAAACCUGUUGUCUAAAAAACACUUUUGUCAAAGCUCGCGUGCUUAUUGUACAUAUCAUUUCCAGAAAUCACAGGGCUCUGACGUUUCUUCUGUUAGGUUAUUAAUUUGUCUGAUAUUGUAAAUGAUAUUUAAACUUAAUAUAUUAAAGUUGUCUUAAAAACGAGGUUUCAUUGUUUUUUGGAGAGCAUAAAAUGCAUUAAGUGACUUUCUAUGAGAUUUAACGCGCAAGAGAGACAAAUCUCAUUUCGGAUAAAAAAAAAACUUUAUUAUUUUAUGUGAUAACAGUUAUUUACUAUUGGGGUGAUAGUAGUAAGGUAAAAUAAACAGUCUGUUUAGAUUUUGUCUCAUUCUUCGACUUUUGCGUGUGGUUUGCUUCGAAAAUCUUCCACGCACAGAAAUAGAUGGUAUUUUCGUCUGUGCGUAUCGCUUACGUUUCACCGGAUAUUAAAGAUAAGAGUUCAGGGAAAGUAGACAAGUCAAACAAGUCUUCACGCGCGCAAGAGAUUGUUGUAAAACAGAUUAGUUUGUUGUGUUAGUUGUCAUGUUUAUUAAGAUAGAGACUACUUUAUUAAACGAAGCAUUUAA